AUGGUCCCCCUCUACCUCCUCGUCCUCCCCAUCACGAUCGCCGAGUAUGUCUACUACGAGGCGAGCGACCCACACCGCGGCGUCAAGAUCUUUGGUUUCGUCAUGGCCGCCUUGUGCGGCGCGGCACUCAUCGGCUACGUCUGUUGGGUCAUCGUCCGCCGCCAUCGUCUUAGCCAGCCCGUCCUCCCUCCUCCCGUCGCUUUCAACGUGAGUUCCCCUGAUACUGUUCCCCUUCACUUCGUCUCCAUCCGUUAUCAAACGGCAAGUGGGUUGGGGUCGACUCUGGUCAUUUUGGGUACCUCGGUGUGCUACAUGGAUACCGAAUGCUAG
Trichosporon asahii var. asahii CBS 2479 is the source of this 330-nucleotide messenger RNA. RefSeq lists its product as uncharacterized. The record is from RefSeq and is a predicted model, not a curated record. The transcript has a single exon. The coding region runs from base 1 to 330 and encodes 109 amino acids. NCBI's taxonomy places the organism in Eukaryota, Fungi, Basidiomycota, Tremellomycetes, Trichosporonales, Trichosporonaceae.